Molecule: messenger RNA, 3592 nt
Organism: Porites evermanni
Lineage: Eukaryota; Metazoa; Cnidaria; Anthozoa; Scleractinia; Poritidae
Source: the annotation of a GenBank genome assembly
AUGGACUUUCUAGCCUCAAUUGCUCCACCUGUAGUGAGUCAACCCCAGGCCUUUUCUGAUACCAUGUUGGACCCUGCCUCAAGAGGCAUAAUGGCUGGACUAACCACUGCGCACAUGAGUGGUACAACUCUGCAAAGUGUUGUUAGACAAAGCGCUGAUCAGCUACAACGUACAGUACAGGGCCAGUUUGUUUCUCUGAAGGUCAGGAAUACUUUGACAACUGCCUUAGUAGUGUUUACAAUAGGCCAUUCACACUUAUUUGUCAUCUCACAAAGUACUGCAGCUAUAAGAAAUGAGAAUGCACAUAAUUUGGUACAAAUUAGUGUUUUUGUUGUUUAAACCAAACUAGAAUUACUAAAUUUCGGUAGUUUUAGUAAAGAGAAAAUGUGAUUUUGGAAGUAGCAUAUUUUCCAUUAUAUAUUGUACUAUCUUUUUCACAAAUGUUUAAAUUCUGGCAUAGGUGAAAAAAGGAGAUCAGUUCUUUACUGCCACCCUGCCUGAUAUUUAGUUCGAUUCCCUAGUUUAAUUAUUAAAUAAUUGCUAAUUAUUUAUAAAUAAAUUUUAAUUAUUAUUAUUUUUUGAAAUUCAGGACAUCUGUAAGUUAUAGAUGGUCACAUGUCUGUCAGUUUCUAAUUUAAAGUCACAGUCGUUUUCUUGUUUUAUGUUAUCUUUUUUCUACUCUUUCUUAUUUCUUUUAUUUCUUGACAAUCUCAUUGGGAACAUGCCCAUUGCCUGCAAACAGCAGACGUAUUUCAGGUUAUGGCUUCUCUCCCUUCGAAACAAGAGCCGAAAAAUGCGUCUGCUCCCCGCAGGCUACCCUGCCUACUAGUACAAUCAUGAACAAAAGUCUUGGGACACUUUCGCGUUUAUGGGGCGUUUUCCAAUUCACACAGGUCCAACCCCACCGCUCACCCCACAAACAAUGUUGGACGCGUGUAUCCAGAAUUUUUUUUUCCGCGUUUUAACUUUGUAUAAGGUGGGGGGAGGGAGAACUGCAAGAAAAUUUCGAAAAGGAUGCACUGUUUUAAGAGGGAACCGAGAAAUGACAGAAAAAUAUGAAUAUGACUUUUGUCCAGGAUUGUAGGUAUCUCGGUUAUUUUAUAAUCCAAGUUUUCUUGCUCUCGCUUUCUCUCAUAGGGUAAUAUGAGUUACAGAGAUCUCUUGGCAGGGCUCAUCUAUGAAGGUGAAAGUUUUCAAGCCUUGAACAACUUCACAUUUAUGAACUACACCAACGUACAAUUCUGCGAUGACGCUGGUUUACCAUUGACGCAGCGUAGCGGAGGGAUUUGUCUUUUGACAAACAAAAGGAUUCUGUUCUUAUCCUCACAGCUUACAGUUGGUGAGUACAACUCCCUUUAAUUCUGAUCAGACAUUUGGGUUUCAUCUUUAGUUCUGGGCCAUCAACAUUAGGCCAAGAAUCGCCGUCAUGUUAAUCAAUUGUCCUUUCUCUUGUAUGAUGCUAGAAAUCAGUGUACAGAAUGAUUCAAACGCACAAAUGGUUUUUGGUAAGGUUGUUUGGUAACAAUGCGGAAAUCUCAGACACUUUCAUUUACAUCUAAGAAUGGUCAACAUUUUAUUGGUGCAUCUUUGAUGUCGCCGCUAGAGUCUUUGAUUGGAAAUGAAAAUCUGCCCUCGAUUGCUGCCGGAUUUAAAUUAGCCGGCUGUGAUAAUCCCGGUAAAACCAAGCAGUUUCGUUGUUGAAGAUUUCACCAGAUUUCCGAAUAAGCCGAUGUACUAUAAAUUGAGGCAAUGAAAGCAUGUAUGUCUCUUUUUUUAAAUUAGUAGGUAUGCUAUUUUUUUUGGACAUAAUCAAAUAAAACCGUCAGUAUUUACGAAGAACUACGCUAGGGCCCAGGUAGGAUGUAAAUAUCAGUGCUUUUGUCAGUGCAGUACUUUUUCAUUUUUUUUUACUUUGGCGUUUGGAUAAAAUACUAUAUGAACAUCACAAUUAGCAUCCUUGGCUUGUGUGUCAUUGUUCAAGGGUGGGUCACGUUACUCUGGAAAAAUUUAUCUUAUUCACUUGCAGAUGUCCGCAUAAGUUCCGAAAAGAGAAAAGAGGUAAAAUCUUUCAUGAAGAAUAUCACAUAGUAUGACCUGCACUGGUCGGACAACAAAACAUACAAGCUGAGGAGGAUAUUGAUCAAAGCCGGUCAAGACAGAUUAAGGAAGCGAAUAGUAAAAUACCAAAUUUUAUUUUCAGUUGACUGUAACUCUCUGUUGAUACCUGUCAGGUACGUCCUUGGCUCAAUGGGGCAAUCCAAAGAAACUGCCAGGAGGGUACUCUCUUACGUCAUCAUGUAAUGACACCACCUACUACCUACCCAUACCCCUGCGCUGUUUACGCAGUGUGGAGAUGUCUGGGGAGACCGGAGUCCGGGCAGAUUUAUCAAUUCAUGGCGUUGCACCUUGUUGCUGUGGAUGGUGUGGCUUGUGCGGGGUAUGCAAUUACAUUUGCUUUAAAUAUCUUAUCUACAGUUAAAAAUACCUUAGUAUAAGGAAUUAACGCUGAAUGAAAUAAACCCGAAGUUAAAAUCGUUUGCAUUCCUGUCAGGUUCGUUAAUUUUUGUGGGAAUUAAUUUGCACUACACCAGUUUAUUGAUACUUAAAUUUACCUUAUUUUACCAAAAAAAUUCUGGAUCCAGUUAGAUGGGAUUGGUGAAAUGAAAGGUUACCUUAGUUUUGCUUCCAACAAAAGAGGAAAGACUAUUAUUUUCAUCAGGAAAAAGUGGUUCUUUAUAUUAAUUACGUUACGUUACUUUACCUCACGUUACGUUGAAAUACUACCAUCUUCGCGAUCUAUUUCUUUUUGGGGGAAGUAUUCUUUUUUUCAAUUAGCGGCCGCAAUCGUCGAGUUAUUACAAACGAUAAUCCAUAAGGCGAUAAGGCUUACUUACUAACUUACACUAAGGUGGUUUAUUAUUCGACAGAGCAGGCUCAGUGGCGGAUCUAGAGCUUCAGAUAAAGGAGGGGGGCGGCGGUCAUCCAGACCCUGAGAUAAGUGGGGGGUGGUCACCAAAAAACUUUUUUGCGGCCCUUCGAGCCUCAGUUUGGUCUACAAAUAAGUGUGUGUGGGGGGUGGGGUGGGGGAUCCGCCACUGUAACUGCCAGACCUGGUUAUUAAUUUGUAACAAAAAAAAACUGCCCAGUCAGAUCACUCUAUUCCUAAAUAUUAAAUAUUAAGCAAGAACCCUUAAGGAGCACAGUUUUCAUUUGCACUCACUUGUUUUGCAAGGACAGGGCAAUAAAAGCGCAAUUUAAAAAAUUUGGUCUGUUAUGCUAAAAAGAGAUGAAAUUUGGCGAAAAUGGCGGUGAGUAUUUCAUUUCAGUCAAGUGUGGUUUUUAAAAUUGUAACUCAAAAUACACUGUUUUGUAGUUGUGGGGAUGCUGUGCAGACUCUGGUGCUUUAAAGCAAUGGAGGCCACAGCCAAUGAAUCGCAGUCAAGUGCAAGAGAUGUUCGUCACUGUUGGACUUUUGAUGCCACCAUGGGAUCGCAAGAUGUUUCUCAAAAUUUAUAUUGAUCCAAAUGUCCCUCUUCCGGUGACCAGAGAUUUUGUUGCUUUACUCCAAAAGAAUUCACCCGGCUUGUGUUAG